AUGUCUUCUUUAAGUGAUCUUAUCAAAAAAGCACAUGCUGCAUUUGAUAACUUCAGAGGCAUCAACUUUUUCGUUGGCAAGGAUGGUGAAAUUGUUUAUUCUAAAAACAAUGUAUGUAUUCAUGAUUGUAUGAAGCAUGAUAAACAUGCUCCUGGAUAUUUAACUAUUCAAUGUCAAAAUGAUGAUCAGCUUGGAAUUACUUUAAUUUUGCAGUGGCUUCCUAAUACAACUCUUGAAAAAAACCCUGCAAGGUUUCACUUCAGUCUUCAUUUUAUUGUCAACAAAGAAGAUACAAAUUUGAAUAUACCUUCAAUAAAUAUUAUUCCGAAUACACCUUUGUUUUUCGAAAAAAAUGAUUGUGAUAUGGUAAGAAAUUAUAAUUUAAAUUGUAAUUUCGUUAAAAUGAAAAAUUUAGUAUCUGCCACGAACUCCAUACCUUUGCUGCGAUUCUAUUAUAAAGAUGAUGCAGAUAUUUAUAAAUCGUCGCCAGAACAAUUUGCGCGAACUCAUAACUUAAUGCUUGAUAUUAUGUUUCAUCAAAAAACUCCUGCUGCUUCAUUGUUCUCAGUAAAUCUAGGUAAUAUGAAGUCAAUGCGAUUGUUCUUCUCGACGAAUGAUCAUUCAUCAGGACAAUUGGUUUUAGCUAAUCGGGAUUCGCAGUAUAAGAUAUUGCACUUUCAUUAUGGAGGAUUGGAUAAACUUGCUCAGUUGCUACAGCAGUGGAGUGCAAUAAAGACGAAAUCUGUUAAAGAUGGAUCCCCAUCAGCAGUUUCUGAGCAGCAAUUAUUAAUUUGUCAACCACAUGUGACUAAAAUGGAACUUGAUCCGGAAGAAGGACUUUACGACUCAGUUGGAAUGGGUUUCUGGAAGUCCUAUAGAAGCAUUGAAGGCCGAAUCGACGAUAGUUACACCAUUCGAAAGGCUAUAUAUUUCGCUUCGAUACAUCCAUUGAUAAGAAGCGAUGUUUGGCCAUUUUUGCUUCGAGUCUAUCCCUGGGAAUCUACAUUCGAACAACGAGAAACAAUCCGCAAUGAUCUUUUUCUAAGCUAUCAAAAUAUUAGAAAACUGGGCGUUUGGAUUAAUAUCGAAAAUUCAAUUAUGAAAGAUGUUAUUCGAACAGAUAGGCGAAAUCCUUUCUAUGCAAAUGAUUCCAGUCCAAAUUUAGAAAUUAUGAAAAAUAUUCUUCUAAAUUAUGCGAUAGCACAUCCGAAAAUCGGCUAUAUUCAAGGAAUGUCUGAUCUAUUGGCGCCAAUCCUUUGUAAUAUUCGAGAUGAAUCGCACAGCUACUGGUGUUUUUCUGGGCUAAUGCAGCAAACAUUAUUUGCUGCUGUACCAACAGAUGGGCGUACAAUAAUGGAUAUUAAUCUGGAUUAUUUGCGAGAGUUGCUUGCACUGCUGGUUCCAGAUUUUUUCGUUCAUUUAAUAAAGCUAUCCGGAGAUGCUCCACAUUUGAUGUUUACUCAUCGUUGGAUUCUCCUUUGGUUUAAGCGCGAGUUCAGUGAGAAAGAUGUAUUAAGAAUUUGGGAAGCUUGUUGGGCUCGAUAUCGUACUACAUAUUUUCAUCUAUUCAUAUGUAUUGCAAUUAUCUCAGUCUAUGGUGAAGAUGUUAUACAACAAAGUUUGCCGCAUGAUGAGAUUUUACUUUACUUCAGUUCACUUGCAAUGCAUAUGGAUGCUAAUAUUAUACUCAAAAAGGCUCGUGGUUUACUAUAUCAUUUCUAUCGACUUGAAAAAGUGCCAUGUACAUUGGCAGGGAUUUGUGAGCAAGAGGAUAUCGAACAAUGGAAUAGCCAUGUAUCACAACGUACUUACCAAUGUACGAAGGUACAUGGUGAUAAUGAACCAUGUCCAUUUGCUAAUGAUUAUUGA
This is a messenger RNA of Dracunculus medinensis (Guinea worm), 1869 nucleotides long. NCBI's taxonomy places the organism in Eukaryota, Metazoa, Nematoda, Chromadorea, Rhabditida, Dracunculidae. The record is from the annotation of a GenBank genome assembly.